AUGUCAAAUAAUGGCUUAAUCGCCUCAGGAAAUCAUCAAAUAACCAGUAAACACUUUGUUGAUAGAACAGCACAAGAAAUUCUUUGAUCUUAUGCUCCCAUCAUAAAAAAAGAAGAAACCAAACAAUCUUCAAUAACUUCCCAUGACAAAGGAAACUAUAAAUUUGAGCUCGGUGGGAUGCUUGUUUAUGAUAUUAAAGCAUUGCUACAAAUAGCAGGAAAGCCCCAAAUAAUUACUAGCGAAAACAAACCUCAGAGAAAUGCCAAGCCUCAUAUAGAGAAAUUUAAUGAAGAUAUGCCUGACUCUGAGCUUGAAGCAUUUUUUAAAGCAAAAGCUUAUAAACCAUGCCCUGAAUUUAAACCAGAGUAUUCAUUAGAGAUUCCUAAUGAUCAGACAACGCUAAUUUUUGACAGCAAAUUUGAAUCAGGAAAUCUGGAUAAAGUUAUAAAGUUAUCUGAUUUUGAAUAUAAAUUAUUUAUUCGUUCCGAUACAGAAACAUCACGGCAUAACCACUGGUAUUAUUUUUCUGUUAAAAAUUUCAGACCAAUAACAGUGACAUUCAGAAUUGAAAAUAUGCUUAAACGAGACCCUCUUUAUAGAGCUGGAAUGAAGCCGCUGGUAUGAUCUACAAUUCUGUAUGAAACAGAAGAAAAAGAAUGAUAUAGAGGAUGCUAUGAUAUUAGCUAUGAAAAAAAUGAAGACUAUGCUCCUGAAUAUUUGGAUCAUUCUUAUUACUGUCUUAGUUUUAAAUAUAAUUUUCAAUAUACAAAUGAUCUUGUUUAUUUUGCAUAUGCUUAUCCUUAUACUUAUACAGAUUUAUUGGAGUAUUUGUCAGAUAUAGAGCAGAAUAAUGAAAUUUUAAGAAUAAAUCCUCUGUGUCAGACUCUUGGAGGAAAUAUUUGUAAAAUGCUGACUAUUACUGAGAAUGUGCAAAGUUAUAUAUCUUUUGAAGAUGAAAGCCAUGAAUGAGGAUUAAGCUCUAGUGGGAGAAGAAUACUUAAAAUGAGGAAACAAAAAUUAGAAAGACAAAGUUCUUUGAGUGGCAAAACAAUAAUCGAUGAGCAUUCGCAUAAAAAGGGCAUUGUUUUAACAGCGAGAGUUCAUAGUGGAGAAACAGUCUCAUCUUUUAUGAUAAAAGGAGCUAUUGAUUUUUUGUUAGGAAAUACUUAUCAAGCAAAACUUCUAGAUCUCUCCUUAUUUAAAAACGGAAUUGUAAUUGAUUUUUCUUCAAAUUGCUAGCUUUUAAUAAUGCAAAAAUUUCCUACGAUUUUUAGAAUUUUUUUAGAAAUUUAUUAUUGAAUGAAAUUUGAGAUUGGUGGGAAAAUUAUUAACUUUAGAAUAAAAAUUCCAUAGGUGAGUCUUAUUAUUUGAAAUAAAACCACUUGCGUUAUUGUUUUCCAUAUCUUAAAUAACUUUCUCUCGUGUGGGAUCAGUGAAUAAUAGAGUAGUAAGAAAAAAAUUUGUCUUUCGAAUAAUCCCAAUGCUAAACGUUGACGGAGUCAGAUAUGGGAAUUCUCGAUGCUGCUUAUUAGGAAUUGACCUAAACCGAAGGUGAGAAAAACCAAAUAAAAUUUUACAUCCCACUAUUUUUUAUGCUAAAAAAAUGAUAGAAGUUUUUAAUGAAAAAAACGAAAUAAUCAUGUGUUGCGAUAUGCAUGGGCAUUCAAAGAAAAAAAAUGUGUUUAUGUAUGGCUGCAAUGUAAAAAGCUAUGAAGCCAUUCCUCAAAGGAAAAAUCUCUUACUCCCCACUUGGUUAAUGAGCAAAACUUUUCUGCUAGAAGGGAUUAAUUGGUUUUUAGAAAAUUAUAUAAAAUUUAUUUAUAAAAAAUAUCUAUAUUUGUAAAUAAAUAUUUGAAAUGAAAAUAUUAUAUAAUUUAUAAAAUUAUGCUUUUCAAAAUGUAACUGUUUAAAAUUCUAUAUAAUUAGCAGGGAUCUUAUUAAUUAUAUUUCAAAUUAUUAUUUGUAAAAAAUUUUAUACUCGCUAAUAAAGAUGUUUAAUUUUUCCAAAAAUAGAGAUAUUUCUAAUAAUUUUUCACUAACUAAUAGGCGGAGUUAGCUAAGGUAAUUCCACUUUUAUUGUCCCGAAAAAAUAAAUGUUUUAGUUAUUUUGAUUCUCAUUUCCGUAUGGAAAAAUCCAAAUUUUCUACAGAAAGAAUUGUUGUUUAUAAUGAAAUGGGCAUAGCUCACUCUUAUACGCUUGAAGCUUCAUUUUUUGGCCCUAGAAGUUCUAAAGCUUUUGAUAAUUUCCAAGGAGACAUGCAUAUGAAAAAAUCCCAUCUAGAAAAAAUAGGUGCUGACUUAUGUGAAUUAUGCUUGACGUUUGCAUCCCCUACGCUUUAUAUGAGAAGAGUAAGGCGUGUCAAUGAUACAUUAAGAAAAAUUCUAUUUGCAAGACCUGCAUACAAAGAGAAGAAAAUAAUUAUGCCAUUUCUAUAUGAAUUUCUAUUCAAUUUGCUAUAUUGUGAAGGAAAUUAUUAUUCAUCAGUAUUUAAGAUAAGAAACAAAAUGGAAAUAAUAUUAAUGAUACAAAUAACACUGUUGAAGAUAAUGAAUCAAGUGCUGAAGAACAGUCUAUAGACUAUGAGGGAAGCUCAGAUGAAGGUGACGUGAACAAAUUAAUAGAAAAUGACGAAAAAAAUCAUAAAGGCAGCCAAAUAUGAGAAAAUGAUGAAGACUGGGAAGAUAUUGAUAUUGUCAAUAUUUCUGAUAGUGGUACUGAAAGCAGUGGAAGCGAUUCGUCAUUAAGCGAAGCUGAAAUUAUAAAAUGCUCAAAUUUCAAGUCAGAGAGAAAAUCCCGAGAAAGCAUAAAAUCUCUGAAAUUUAGAAGAAACAGCAUAAAGUCCAAGUUUCUAACGAGAGAUAAAUCAGUAGCAAAAAAUGUGACGAGAGAUAAAAGUGACGAAGAAUCAAAACAAUCAAAUACUUUUGAUAACGCACAAAACCUACCUGAUCCUCAUAUUUCUCCUAAAAAAUCUUUUCGUUCCUCAAUCAGACUUGAUUCCAAAAAGAAUUUCGUAAGUAUCCCAUUCAGUACAGUACUAAAGCAUUCCUCAUUAGUAGACACUGAUAAAAUUGAGCCUGAAAUCCAACCUUUAAUGCCAAUAACAGCUAGAGAAGUGCCUAUUUCAUUUAGGGAUAAUCCUAGUGAAAGAAUUCAAGGACCUUUAGACAUUCUAGCAAAGAUAAAAGAAGUGGAAUCUGCCUAUAUGAAAAAAUCAGUUAUUUAUAAAUCAGAUUCAAAGGAACUGCAUUAGUUAUUAGCACAAAUUUAGCAUCUAUAUGCCAUGCCGCUUUUCCAUGCUUCUGCUGAUAAACUCACCAUGGUAUGGUGCCCAUCAUACAUCGGACUCGACCUGAUCCUGGUCACCAAUGCGGCAACUUUCCAUCAAUUUUUAGCACUUAAGACAUUCUUCAAGCUCCAGAAAAGCCAGCUUAAGCCUGUCAGGCAGUUUAAAGGUGCUUGUCUAAAUGUCUGGGAUUGGCAAAACAUCAAGAAAAUUCUAUUUUUCUUGAAAUUGCCCUCCAGCGCUGCUCAUCACUGGGCUUAAAGCUUCACCAUUGUCAGGAUAUAUUCGCUAAUUAAUGCCAAGCCUCAUGCCAAAAUACGAAGAGAAGAAUUUUCGGCCGGGAACAGAAAAUUUGAAUGUCUCUCCAUAUUUUGUUUAUCAAAGGAAAUUUACAAAUAUAAAAAAGUUGAAAGAGAUGAUAUUUAUAGGCCAAAAAGUAUAAGAGCAACAAAAAGGCCACUACUGAAAUUACCGGGACACGAGAAUAGAAACUCAAUAAAUUCGACACAGAGAUCUAGGCCAAGUAAUCAAAGUAAAGCUGAUGAAAGAGAAUCAAUUAGUGUUCUAAACCCAAUUUUGUCUUCUCUUAUACAAGAAAAACUGUCUAUUAGUGAAAUCCACAACACUAACUACUUGAGCCCAAGGGAUCUAGCAAGAAAUAAUGCAAAUCUAACUCGUUUCCAUGUAAAAAAUAUCACAUUAUACUUGAAAAACUAAUAUUCGCUACUGUAUAUUAUUAUUUACAAAACAAGACAUUAAUACCUUUUUUUGCUAUAAUAAAUAAUCCAAAAUAUAAUACAAAACACUUUCCAAAAAAUGCGCCAUCGGAAAAAAUAA
Blepharisma stoltei is the source of this 4124-nucleotide messenger RNA. Lineage: Eukaryota; Ciliophora; Heterotrichea; Heterotrichida; Blepharismidae. The record is from the annotation of a GenBank genome assembly.